This is a messenger RNA of Ceratitis capitata (Mediterranean fruit fly), 1376 nucleotides long. Its product is annotated as zinc carboxypeptidase. The coding region runs from base 54 to 1325 and encodes 423 amino acids. NCBI's taxonomy places the organism in Eukaryota, Metazoa, Arthropoda, Insecta, Diptera, Tephritidae. Gene Ontology annotation, molecular function: zinc ion binding; metallocarboxypeptidase activity. The transcript is spliced from 5 exons. Gene Ontology annotation, biological process: proteolysis. The record is from RefSeq and is a predicted model, not a curated record.
UUCAGUCGAUCGAAGUGUACUUGUAAGCCCGUAAGCCGCCCAAAACGAACACAAUGCGUGGUGAGCUAAUUUGUGGUUUUCUCUCCAUCUUCUUGGUGGUGGCAAGUGCAUCAUCGAAACUACGCUAUGAUAAUUUUAAAGUUUUCAAAAUUAAAACCAAAAAUACGCAACAACGACAGAUGAUUGAGAAAUUGGCUGAAAAUACAAAAAAUUUCAAUUUAUGGCACAGCGACGAUAAAGAAGUUCAUAUUAUGGUUAAUCCAGAAAAGCUCAUAUAUCUACAAAACAUAACACGCUCCUAUCGGCUACCCUUUGAAGUAAUGGUCUCAAAUGUACAAAGUCUCAUUGAUGCUGAGGAGCCUACGCGCACCACCGAUGAUAGCAGCUCGUUUGGUUGGACCCGCUAUUAUCCACUUUCGGCCAUCGAGACAUACUUGGACCAAGUACUCACUGAGUUUCCCGCAGUUACCACGCAUAUAGACAUCGGCACAUCUUACGAGGGACGUAAGAUUCGUGGCAUAAAAAUCUCCUAUAAAGAGGGCAACCCCGGCAUUUUCAUUGAGUCCAACAUACACGCACGUGAAUGGAUCACAUCGGCCACGGCUACUUGGUUCAUCAAUCAGUUACUCACAUCCGAAGAUGCUAAUGUACGCAGCUUGGCUGAAAGUUAUGAUUGGUAUAUAGUGCCGGUUUUGAAUGUGGAUGGUUUCGUUUAUACUCAUGAAACGGAUCGCAUGUGGCGUAAGACACGCCAACCAGUCGAGGGUUCGCCCUGCAUUGGCGCCGAUCCCAAUCGCAACAGCGACUCACAUUGGAUGGAGAAUGGUGGUGCUUCCGACAAUCCAUGCAGCGAAACAUUUGCCGGCACACAUCCCUUUUCGGAGCCAGAGAUUAAGGCACUAGCUGAUUACAUAGCCAGUAUUAAGGAUCGCCUUAAUAUUAUGCUCGCUUUUCAUUCGUAUAGCCAGGUAUUACUUUCACCAUACGGACAUACAAGUGAGCUUGCCGAUAAUCAUGACGAUUUGAUGGCUGUGGCAAAAGCUUACUCUGAUGCUGUGAAGGAGUUGCCUUACGGCACGGAAUAUACUUAUGGUACAUCAGCGACAUCUAUGUAUUACACUUCCGGCUCGACCAGGGACUGGGUCUACAAUGAACAGGGCAUUCGUAUCUCUUACACUAUUGAAUUUCGUGAUACCGGCAGAUACGGUUUCAUCUUACCGCCAAUACAAAUAAUACCACAUUGCGAAGACACGCUCGCUGGUAUAUUGGCAUUGGUGAACAAGGCCAAAGAGUUAAAUUAUCUGGAGCCUAAAUACUCUAUCUGAAUAUAAUCACUCAAAUAUUUUUGAAAUAGUUAAAAAAAAAUUAAAUUCAAU